Magallana angulata is the source of this 1892-nucleotide messenger RNA. RefSeq lists its product as uncharacterized. Bases 936 to 1586 code for a protein of 216 amino acids. Gene Ontology annotation, cellular component: nucleus. The transcript has 3 exons. The record is from RefSeq and is a predicted model, not a curated record. Lineage: Eukaryota; Metazoa; Mollusca; Bivalvia; Ostreida; Ostreidae.
UGUAUUUAUAUAAAAUUAAUGUAUUUAACAAAUAAAAAUUACCUUCUUUACUUUUCAACAUUAGUGUACAAUAUAUAGAAUUAGUACAAUGAAAACUGUCUUAAAAUCCUCAUAAUAUCUAAUCUUAAAAAAAAUGCAGAUGAACAUCUUCAAAUGGUGUUCAACAUAAUUAUGUACAAAUUUUCAGAUUGUUCCAUGAAGUGGUAGAAAAUUCUAUAGGAGGGUUGAAAUUUCCACCACACACAGCCAGACAGAUGGACAAAUGGACAGGGUUAAACCAAAUUCCCCCCCCCCCAACAUUUGCAGGGGUAUAAUUAAAACAAGAAUCCCAACGGCCUCAUCGCUCAGUGACAUGAUAUCCAUAAUAAAAUCAGCUUUAUGAAGUCAUACGAAAUAUCUGGACAAUGUUGUAGAAUAAAUCCUGUAUAAACAGAUUUUAAUUUUUUUUUUGGAUAUUCUCAUUUUAAAAUUUAAGCCCCUUUUGUAACAGGAUGAUACAAUAAUCACAUCACAUUUAAGAUAUUGAGUAGUUCUCAAGAAAAUCUUAUCACAUAUAUAAACCUUCAGCAAACUUCGAACCCAUUGGGCACAAGAUGUUGCAAAAUAAUUUUUAAAAAUUUUCCUAUGCAAAUUAGAACCCCAAAUGUGGUCCUGGGCCGGGAUUCAUAAAGAUUCUAAGAUUUUUCUUAGAAAAUGCACUUAAGUGUUAAAUAAAUUCUUAGUUAAGAAAAAAACUUAAGAACAAAUUCAUAAAAAUACUAAACAUAAUUCUUAACUGAGUAUAAACUUAAGAAAUUCAUGUACUUAAGUCAAAGCUCCAUGACAACACUUACAAAUUCCCGGAAUUUUCCUUGCCUACAAACGCGCUCUUUUGUGAAAGAGGUAAAAAAGUUAAGACUGUGACGUGAAUUAGCAGACGGGAAAAAGUCAAAACAAUGGAUUCGCAGACGAAAAGAAAACCCAAUUGGAACGCCGAUGAAACGCUAGCACUAACAAACCUAGUCGAUGAAAAUAAGCAGAUAUUGAGGGGGAAAUUAGGACCAUCGCUGACUUCAGAAAUGAAAAGCCGGAUGUGGCGAAACAUUGCAGUUUCAUUGACUGCCAUGGGUGUUGGGCCCGGUAGAACCGCUGCAGAGGCUGAGAAGAAAUGGCACAACAUUUUCUCUAAAUCUAAAUCAGAGAUAUCUGAUCACAGAAGAGCUACGACUGGAACAGGUGGUGGUCCUCCCCAAAAGACACUCAGCACAAUCGCCAUGGCUGUUUCAAAUGUGGUGGGGGAAAACAACACUUGCCUGUCUGGUAUUCCCGGAGGUUUGGACACCUCUAUCAUUCAGUUGGGCGGACUUAUUGGAGAAGAGCCAGUUGGGAUCAAUAUCAUUGAGGGACCACCAGAUACAGUUCCCCACAUUCUGGACCCAGAAUCACCUCCGCCGCCAUCUCCAUCUUCAUGGAUGCUGCCAUUAAGCAGAGGUCGCACCAACUGCUCUAAUCCUAAAAGGAAAAUUGAGGAACUGACUUUGAAGAAGCUAGAAUUAGAAGUUCAGUAUCUAGAGUUGAAAAUCAAAAAGCUGAAGAAAGAGGAAUGAAAAAAAACUAUGUCCAUUCAAUCCAUUAGUAAAACAGAAAUUAAUUUAUAUAAAUAAUGAAGUAAAAUGUCAAUAGAAAUGUAAAGUUAAACUUAAAAGAAAUAGUAUUUAUGACAAAUUUUAGAGAUUCAGUAGUUAAAUCAAUGAAUUUAGUAAGAAAGACUUGAAAUAUGUGCACCUAUGAUGAUCAUCUACAUGUACAACUAGUGAUUUUUAUGUGAUAUUUUAUGAAAUUUAUUUUAUUACAAAUGUUGUUGUUGUUGUUGCUGUUAAUGUUAUUUAAAAAAAAACCUGAAUAUUUUAAAA